AAACUUCCGGUAGGUACUCGAAGAGCGAGGAAUGGGAAAACGAAAAGAAUCAGGAACGGAGGAAGACAUAUUCUCAGAUUCCUCAGCUGUUGGACAUAAGAAGCAUAAAAAACACAAGAAAAAGCACAAAAAGAAGAAGGACCUAAGUGAAGAUUAUGCAGUCAUUCCUGAAGGAGGGGCCAGCAGUGGUCCUAAAAUCAAACUUAAGCUGAAGAUUGGUGGACAGACAAUGGGAACAAAGAACUUGCCAUCAGUGGAGAAGACAGAAAACAGUGGGGAUGAUUCCCCAAUUAUUGAUGUCACAGAUGAUACUUGGGGUGAAGGUGAUGAGCCCUCUUUCCCAACAAAGAAAAAGGGUGAUGAUACGUCAGACGAGGAAAAAGAGUGGCUGGAUGCUCUGGAGAAGGGGACACUAGACGACUCAGGGAUGUUAAAAAGGAGUAAAGAUCCUAAACUGAUGACUGCAAGACAGAGAGCCUUAAUUCAUGGACAACAAGCUGAACUUCUACAACUGCCAUCAGGAUAUAAGACAGUGGAACUAACAGAAGAACAGGUGGAAAAACGACAACAGAGGGCCAAAAAACGGCGACAACAGGCACAAGAGAAACGAGAGAAAGACAAAAAACAAACUUUGGAUAGACUUCUUAAAAAGCAAGAGACAAAGUCCAAGGGUCCAAAGGUCAAAGGUUCAAGGAGAAGCAAUAUUCCCAGGGUCCGCUACAUCAACAACAGAUCUGAGAUCUCCAUAAGUGUUCCUGUGGGAAUACAGUUCCCAUUUCUCCCUCAGAAAGCAGAGCCUCCCAAGCCACCUGCAGUGUGUGGAGUCAAUGGAUGUAAAAACCUGAAGAGGUAUUCUUGUUCCAAGACAGGAAUUCCUUUGUGUAGUUUGGACUGCUAUAAAAAGAACAUGAUUCUCAAAUAUACAAAGUUACCCAUUCCUGCAACAUGACACACUAUCUUCUGUGACAAGUGAAUGAUCUUCAUUAUUUGAAGUUGAUAAAUUGUAUUCUGUAUGAUGAAGGCAGUUGAAUGGUGGAUUUAAUUGAGACCUAUCAGUUUCAGUGACCUUACCUUCUUUGUCUCAUUUUGAAUACUACAGUAGUAGCUAUGACCUGUUUUAUUUUCAAAUAUGUGACGGAAAAUUGUUGGAAUGGUACAUGAAUGUUUCAUGUAAAAUAUGUGUAUAUGCUGAAAAUCUUAUAAUGAAAUAUACAUGUAGAAUGCAAA
This is a messenger RNA of Saccostrea echinata, 1227 nucleotides long. RefSeq names its product INO80 complex subunit B-like. The record is from RefSeq and is a predicted model, not a curated record. The coding region runs from base 32 to 949 and encodes 305 amino acids. The transcript is spliced from 9 exons. NCBI's taxonomy places the organism in Eukaryota, Metazoa, Mollusca, Bivalvia, Ostreida, Ostreidae. Gene Ontology annotation, cellular component: Ino80 complex. Gene Ontology annotation, biological process: chromatin remodeling.